Coccomyxa subellipsoidea C-169 is the source of this 1434-nucleotide messenger RNA. RefSeq names its product alpha/beta-hydrolase. The transcript has 9 exons. Gene Ontology annotation, molecular function: triacylglycerol lipase activity. NCBI's taxonomy places the organism in Eukaryota, Viridiplantae, Chlorophyta, Trebouxiophyceae, Coccomyxaceae. Gene Ontology annotation, biological process: lipid metabolic process. The record is from RefSeq and is a predicted model, not a curated record. The coding region runs from base 1 to 1434 and encodes 477 amino acids.
AUGAGUUCGCGAACACCUGCGCCAUGUGUGCACCGACGACGCCUCGAGAAGAGCGUCAGAGACGGGCGAAGGCCGACUUGCUACGACGAGCACUUAUUGGAGAUGAAGCCCAAGCACAUCGACCGCAGCCGCCUGAUCCUGCGCCGAUUUGUGGAGGCCAGCCGGGUGUCAUGGACAUUCAUGACCCAAGUGCUCGCCUACUUUGGCACGCUGCACCUCAUCAGCUUCUUCGGAGUGCCCAACCUCCUGCAUGGCUUCCGGGCGGACGCUGAGCGCCUGCUGUCCCUUCUCACAGGCUCUGCGUACGAGCUGAAGAGCGGAGACAAGGUGCCCUUUUCGAUUCUGGGCGCUCUCAGCCCGGACCUGUCCCUGCCAUACAGCCCAGCCCAGAGCUUCCCCUUCGACAACCCAAUCAAAGUACCUACCACAAGCGGCAGCAGCCGCAGCCGCCGGCCCCCGAUGCGCGCCGCAGCUCUUCUGUCUCUGCUGCAGGAUGAUAUCAGCCCGGCAGUACCAGAGUCUCGCAAGACUGGGGCUUUCACAAAGCCGACUGCAGCGCCGGUGAGGGGUAGUAAGGGAGAGGUGGAUUGCCCGAGGAAUGCCCACUUCCUGGCGAUGUGCUCCAAGCUCAUCUACGAGGACGAGAGGAUUGUGCGCGAUGUUAUCGAGAGCAGGUGCGGGUGCAGCAACGAGAGGGCGUUGGUGGUUAUGCUGAAGGGAGCGGACCCAUUGUACCAAUUGGAUCUGCGCGCAGACCCCCCUUGCAUUAAGCGCUACAGGCCAGGCAUGGGGGAGGUGCACGAUGGGCUGUGGGCAGGCCUGCACCAGCCCGACCCUGCCCGGCCGGGCAGCACGGUCGCUGACUCACUCCUGGGCCUGCUGACAUCAGCGGGCAGGGGAAAACGCAUCUUCCUGGUCGGCCACAGCAUGGGCGGCGCGCUCGCCUCCUUCCUCGCGCUCCUUCUGCCCCUCAGGGCUCCGGGGUUGGAACACAGCAUCGGCGGCAUUUUCACGUUUGGAGCGCCGCGCUGCGGGGACGGUGAGUCAGCGCGAGUCAUCGGUGAGCUGUACCCGGGGAAGGCGUUCCGCUACGCGCACGCCUUAGACCUGGUGUGUAAGCUGCCCCCGGCAUGGGGCUAUCAGCACCACGGGCUGGAGCGUUACAUAACCUCCAUCCCGGUUGUUACGGACUCGGGCCGCCGCACGCGUAUUCUACGGGAGGAGGCGGAUCCGCGGACCGUAAGGGUCUGGAAAGCGCGCGAGGACUUUAUGGCGUAUGCUCUGUCCCUGGCCAAGAUUGGCACUGGCCUCAGGGAUCCUGAUGAGUCAGCCAUGAGGGUGCUGAUGCGCGUUCUACUGCUGGCGUUCCCGGGAUUCAAUGACCACCUCCCCUGUGACUACGAAAGGGCACUCAGGGAGGCAUGUCUGGGAUAG